AGGGAGCAGCGGGCCGUGAAAGCGAUGGGCAUCCGAAAGGGCUGAGCACAUUAUUGCAGCUUAGGCUGUCGCUAUGGGCACCGCAUCCUCAUUGGUCAGCCCGGGAGAGGUGAUUGAGGACGGAUAUGGGGGUGAAGGUGGGGAGGCCUGUGAGAUCCCGGUGGAGGUGAAGCCCAAAGCCAGACUCCUGCGCAGCUCCUUUCGCAGGGCGCCCCGGGUGAUCGGGGCCAGUUUCAAAUCGACAGGCUCCGUGGAUCUAGAGUACGCGGCCGAGUAUGAAAGACUCCGUAAAGAGUAUGAAAUCUUCCGCGUCAGUAAAAACAACGAGAUCUCAUCGAUGCAAAAGAAGGAGGCCAAGCUGGACGAAGAGAACAAGAGGCUUAGAGCUGAGCUACAGGCUCUGCAAAAGACCUACCAGAAGAUCCUCAGAGAAAAAGAGAGUGCUCUCGAGGCAAAGUACCAGGCUAUGGAGAGGGCCGCCACUUUUGAACAUGACCGGGACAAAGUAAAACGACAGUUUAAGAUUUUUCGGGAGACGAAGGAAAAGGAGAUCCAGGAUCUCCUGCGGGCCAAGAGGGACUUGGAGGCCAAAUUGCAGCAGUUGCAGGCACAGGGUAUCCAGGUCUACGACCCAAAUGAUUCAGACUCAGAUGACAACCAAACCACUGUUACUGCUGCAGGAACACAGUGCGAGUACUGGUCUGGUGGUGUACUGGGAAGUGAGCCCUCUAUGGGUAGCAUGAUGCAGUUGCAGCAGACCUUUCGGGGCCCGGAGUUUGCACACAGUUUGAUCGAUGUGGAAGGACCCUUUGCGAAUGUGAGCAGAGAUGACUGGGAUGCUGCAGUGGCCAGUCUGCUUCAGGUCUCCCCUCAUGUGCCCCAGGCCCUGUGGAGUAACACAGUCCGCUGCUACAUGAUCUUUACCCAGGAGACCAAAGCUGAGCUGGAUAUCUUUACAAAGAAACACUCUCCUGCUUUACGGAGAUUGUGCGAGGGUCUCGGCCAUUUCUAUCUGAAUGUGUGCUUCCCUGAGGACAACGCCGCCUUGUACACCGUGGAGCGCAGGCAGGAGAUUGAAAGAAGCUCCGUGUGCGUGCUUCUCCUCAAAUCUACUGUCACCAGCUCUGUGGUAGAAGACUGUGAGGAGGCUUUUGUGAAGAAUCCAGAUGGGCAUCCGCUGGUGCUCUACCUCAGGACUGAAGACGGGCAAAGUUUGACCGGACCCACCAGGCAACUUCUAGAAAGGGUCAAUGCUGCAGACAAGGCGGCUAAGGUCAAGGUAGUGGAUCAUAGCGGCUCUGCAGAGGACGGGGCUGCCCUGAUUUAUGCUCAGCUAGAGAAAGUCAUCAAACAGGAGCUGCUGGGUCUUGAAGGAGCAGAGGUAGACUCUAAGGACUCGGGGAUAGAAGAAGGCCGCGAGGAGGACUCGGGAGACGUGCUGUGGGACCUGCACGAUGAGCAGGAACAGAUCGAGUCCUACCAGCAGGCCUGCAGCAGCACCACCUCACAGCUAGGCUUCCAGAAGUAUAUAGAUCGUCUGAAUGACAUGAUAGCUGCUCCCCCUCCCACCCCACCUCUGCUGGUGUCUGGUGGUCCAGGCUCAGGAAAGUCUCUCCUGCUCUCCAAAUGGAUUGAGCAGCAGCAGAAGCAGUCCCCCAACACUUUGUUCCUCUAUCAUUUUGUCGGUCGGCCACUUUCAACCAGCGCAGAGCCGGUUCUCAUCAUCAAACGCCUCACAGUCAAACUGCUGCAGCACUUCUGGUCCAUUUCUGGCCUGUCCAUGGAGCCCAGUAAGAUCUUGGAGGAGUUUCCCCGCUGGCUUGAAAGACUAUCAGCACGCCAUCAAGGAAACAUCAUCAUCAUCAUUGACUCUAUUGACCAAAUACAGCAAGCAGAAAGACACAUGAAGUGGCUGAUUGACCCUCUCCCUGUCAACGUCAGAGUGGUGGUGUCUGUCAAUGUAGAGACGUGCCCUCAGGCUUGGAGGUUGUGGCCCACACUCCACUUAGACCCCCUGAGCCCCAGAGAGGUCAGGAGCGUUGUUAAUGCCGAGUGCCAGAGCAUGGAGCUGAAACUAACGAAGGACCAGGAGAAGAAGCUGGAAAGGCACUGUCGCUCUGCAUCGACCUGCAAUGCUUUGUACGUCACGCUUCUGGCGAGGAUGAUCAUCAGUACAUCCUGUUGGUCACUGGAGAAGAGCCUGGAGCAGUGUCUACAGUGUCAGGACACGAUGUCACUGUACCGCCUGGCACUCAAGAUGACGCUGACCUCCCUGAAAACAGACAGAGAGCAACACAUCAUGAGAGAGAUUCUGUGCCUUGUGUGCGCCAGUCAUAAUGGAGUUAGUGAAUCAGAGGUGCAAGACCUUUUCCCUGAACUGGAGCUGCCUGCCCUGUCCUCUCUGCUCCACCGUCUGAACAGACUCUGCAUUGUGACCCUUCGAUGUGGGCUCAUUAGAUUUCAACACCUGCAGGCUUGGGAAUCUGUGAGGUCGGAGUUCUUGGGUGGAGGAAGCAGCUCUCCCGCCUACAGAGAGAAACUCGUACAUUACUUCAGUCAACAACUCAGUCAGGACCGUGUGACUUGGCGCGUUGCUGACGAGCUCCCCUGGCUGUUCCAACAGCAGGAGGAUAGAACUAAACUACAGCUCAGCCUCCUGAACCUGUUUGUCUCCCAAAACCUCUACAAGAGGGGUCAUUUCUCUGAGCUGCUAGCUUAUUGGCAAUAUGUGGGCAAAGACAAAAGCUCCAUGGCUGCUGAGUACUUUGACUCCCUGAAACACUACGAGAAGAGCUGUGAGAGCGAAGACAGCAUGACCAAGCUAGCAAACCUGUACGAGACUUUGGGACGUUUCCUCAAAGACCUGGGCCUCCCCAGUCAGGCCGUUGCCCCUUUGCAAAGAUCCCUUGAAAUUAGGGAGACAGCCUUGGACCCCGACCAUCCCAGCGUAGCUCGCUCCCUGCACCAGCUGGCCGCCGUAUAUGUCCAGUGGAAGAAGUAUGGAAACGCAGAGCAGCUGUACAAGCAGGCCCUGGAGAUCAGUGAGAACGCGUACGGCGCUGAGCAUGCGAGUGUGGCACGAGAGCUGGAGUCGCUCGCCAUGCUUUAUCAGAAACAAAACAAGUAUGAACAAGCAGAGAAACUCAGGAAGACGUCGGUGAAGAUCCGUCAAAAGACUGCACGCCAGAAAGGUCAUAUGUACGGCUUCACUCUGCUGAGGCGCAGAGCCCUGCAGCUGGAGGAGCUGACCCUUGGAAAAGAUUCUGCAGACUGUGCCAAGACGCUCAACGAGCUGGGCGUCCUGUACUACCUCCAAAACAACCUGGAUGCAGCUAAGAUAUUCCUGACACGCUCUCUGGAAAUGCGUCAGCGAGUCCUCGGCCCGGAUCACCCCGACUGCGCUCAGUCCCUCAACAACCUGGCUGCGCUGCACACAGAGCGGAGGGAGUACGAGACGGCCGAGGACAUGUACGAGAGGGCGCUGGACAUCCGCAAGAAGGCCCUGUCUCCAGAUCACCCGUCUCUGGCUUACACGCUCAAACACCUGGCCAUGCUGUACAAGCGCAGAGGGAAGCUGGAAAAGGCGGUGCCGCUGUAUGAGCUGUCUCUAGAAAUCAGAGAAAAGAGUUUUGGGCCCAAACACCCGAGCGUGGCCACGGCGCUGGUCAACCUGGCUGUGAUCUACUGCCAACUGAAGAAUCACAGCGACGCCUUGCCUCUGUACGAGCGAGCGCUCAAAGUGUAUGAGGAUAGUCUGGGCCGCUCGCACCCGAGAGUCGGAGAAACCCUGAAGAACUUGGCCGUGCUCAGCUAUGAAGAGGGCGACUUCGAGAAGGCGGCAGAGCUUUAUAAACGUGCCAUGGAGAUAAAGGAGGCGGAGCCGUCGCUGGUGUGCGGGAACGCCCCCUCUCGCCACUCCUCCAGUGGGGACACAUUCAGUCUGAGGGGACCUGCUCCCCCACCACACGCUCCAAGUUUUGGUCAGUCGAACCCGACUUUUCUGAUCCAAACACCCUCAAACAGGAGCUAUGUGCUCAGAAAGAAACCUCCGGGUGAGCUGCUGCCAGGUGCACACAAGGUGGACCGGGAGUAUCGGGUGCAGAAGGCCUUGUUUUCCGCAGGCUUCCCUGUUCCUCGGCCUCUCUUGCACUGCACUGAUGCAGAAGUCAUUGGAACAGAUUUCUACCUGAUGGAACAUGUGAAGGGGAGGAUAUUCAGGGAUAUGCGUCUCCCUGGAGUGCGUGCAGCAGAGAGAACAGCUCUGUAUGUAGCUGCAGUGGAGGUACUCGCAAAGCUGCACUCGCUGGACUUCACAGCAAUGGACCUUGACGGGUACGGAAAAGGACCCGGCUACUGCAGGAGACAAGUGUCCACCUGGACCAAGCAGUACACUGCUGCAGCACACCGAGACAUUCCAGCCAUGAACCAGCUCUCUGAUUGGUUAAGGAACAAUUUGCCAGCUAACGAUAACGAGGUCACGCUUGUCCAUGGAGACUUUAGAUUGGACAAUUUGAUUUUCCAUCCAACAGAGGCGCGUGUGAUAGCGGUGUUGGACUGGGAGCUGUCCACCACCGGGCAGCCGCUGGCUGAUCUGGCUUACUUCCUGGUGCCUAUAUACUGGCCUGAAGGCUUCAGCAUCAUCAACACAAUGGGCAGUUUGAAAGGAAUAGAAGGCAUCCCGUCUGUGGAUGACCUUAUCUCCAUUUACUGCCGUUGCCAGGGGAUUCCGUCUGCUCUGCCAGAGUUGAAUUUUUACCUCGCCCUGUCCGUCUUUAAAAUGGCAGGAAUCGCCCAGGGGAUCUAUGCACGCCACCUCCUGGGGAAUGCCAGCGCUCCCAAUGCCGCCCGGUUCAGCCACUGUGUGGAGCCCUUGGCUGAAUAUGCCCUGCAGCUUGCACACAGGUCCGUCACUGGUCCCACAGAAGACGGCCUGUUCCUGCAGACGGGGAAAGGUCGAGCCGUUCUACAGCAGGUCAAAGACUUCAUGAGACAGUACGUGCUUCCUGCUCAACAGGAAGUUGCAGAGUACUACUCCAAACACACGCAGUCUCCUCAGAGGUGGCACACCCCUCAAAUAAUAGAAGAGCUAAAGGUGAGAGCCAGGGAGGCGGGGCUGUGGAACCUCUUCCUGCCUGCAGUCAGCGGUCUCAGUCAGCUGGACUACGCGUUCAUCGCAGAGGAGACCGGACGCUGCCUCUUUGCCCCCGAAGUCUUCAACUGCCAGGCUCCUGACACAGGGAACAUGGAGGUGCUGCACAUGUUUGGCAGUGAGGAGCAGAAGGAGAAAUGGCUCGAGCCUCUGCUCCGAGGAGAGAUCCGCUCCUGCUUCUGCAUGACAGAGCCCGAUGUGGCCUCCAGCGAUGCGACCAACAUGGAGUGCACUCUUCACAGGGAUGAAGACCACUACGUCAUAAACGGCAAGAAGUGGUGGAGCAGCGGUGCUGGCAAUGCAAAAUGCAAAGUGGCCAUCGUGAUGUGCAGGAGCGGCUUGCAAGAUGUCAGCAGCAGACACCGUCAGCACAGCAUGAUCCUCGUUCCCAUGGACACAGCGGGUGUAAAGCUCGUCAGACCGCUCACUGUGUUUGGACAGGACGAUGCCAUCCAUGGCGGCCAUUUUGAGGUUCACUUUGAAAACGUGCGUGUCCCUUCUGCCAACAUCAUCCUGGGAGAGGGCAGGGGAUUCGAGAUAGCUCAGGGGCGUCUGGGGCCGGGCCGGCUGCACCACUGCAUGAGGGCCGUCGGUGCAGCGGAGUUAGCGCUGGAGCUGCUCUGCCAGCGAGCGGCCUCCAGGAGCACGUUUGGAAAGAAGCUGUACCAACAUGAGGUCGUCGCUCACUGGAUCGCAGAGUGCCGUCUCAUGAUCGAGCAGACCCGCCUGCUGACUCUACAGGCCGCUCACGCUCUCGAUACAGUCGGCAGCCGCGCUGCUCGCAAACAGAUUGCGAUGAUAAAGGUGGCAGCAGCCAGGAUGGCGUGUAAGGUGGUGGACAUCGCUAUCCAGGUGUACGGAGGAGCAGGUGUGUCCGGAGAUGUCCCCCUUGCACAAAUAUAUUCUUAUGUGAGGACUCUUCGUAUCGCUGACGGGCCGGACGAGGUGCACCUCUCUUCGAUCGCCGGGCUCGAGCUGAGGGAUCAACUCAAAAAGGAAAAGGCCAAACUGUAGAGUGGUGGACAGGAAGUGUUGAAUGAGCUGGACUUCGGAGGUCAAACACAUUGCCAGAUAGUGUGAUUUCGCCCUCAGUUGCCCCUAGCAACCAGCUGCAAUGAAUCCUCAGCAUUUUCUAAAAAUCUUUGGUAAUUUUUACGCAAAAAAUAAACAUGAUUGUAUAUAAUCUACACUGACUUUGUAUAAAUUGUCUCAUUAAACACUUCUGAUUAAAACAAAAAGAAGA
This is a messenger RNA of Labrus mixtus (cuckoo wrasse), 6392 nucleotides long. It is a transcript of the gene nphp3, whose product is annotated as nephronophthisis 3. Gene Ontology annotation, cellular component: mitochondrion. The record is from RefSeq and is a predicted model, not a curated record. The coding region runs from base 74 to 6163 and encodes 2029 amino acids. Gene Ontology annotation, molecular function: flavin adenine dinucleotide binding; protein binding; oxidoreductase activity, acting on the CH-CH group of donors. The transcript is spliced from 47 exons. Lineage: Eukaryota; Metazoa; Chordata; Actinopteri; Labriformes; Labridae.